Messenger RNA from Musa acuminata AAA Group (dessert banana), 1789 nucleotides. Its product is annotated as ubiquitin carboxyl-terminal hydrolase 20. Gene Ontology annotation, cellular component: nucleus; cytosol. The record is from RefSeq and is a predicted model, not a curated record. The coding region runs from base 137 to 1789 and encodes 550 amino acids. The transcript is spliced from 9 exons. Gene Ontology annotation, biological process: protein deubiquitination. Gene Ontology annotation, molecular function: cysteine-type deubiquitinase activity. NCBI's taxonomy places the organism in Eukaryota, Viridiplantae, Streptophyta, Magnoliopsida, Zingiberales, Musaceae.
UAAAUCCCUUCUUAUGCCAUCAAAUCGCAACCUCUUCGAGUCCCUAAUCCGAGCCGGACUCUAUCUCAAUCUUCCAUACAUCGGUGCCCCAUCGUUGCAUUGAAGCCGACCGCCGUCCUCCAUCGCCUGCUAUAUCAUGGCUCCCAAUUCGGUCAGCGCUCGAAGUUCGUACUUUUCGCCGCCGCCGCCGCCCAUGAUCGGCCAGCCCCGAGUCGUGGGAGCUGCUCUCGUGAACUUGGGGAACACGUGCUUUCUCAAUGCGGUUCUCCAGUGCCUCACCCACACGGUGCCUCUGGUGCAGAUGAUCCGCAAGACGGACCACUCCGCUUCCCAUCAUGGUGAUGAUGCAGGGUUCUGUUCCUUCUGCGCCUUGAAAGCACACAUCAAUGGGUGUUUGUUCUUAUCACGGCUCGUCGUCUCCCCAACAUAUCUGGCUCAGAAUUUGAGCAAAAUAUCACCUCAUUUCCGGUUGGGCCAGCAAGAAGAUGCACAUGAGUUUCUCCACUCCUUUCUGGAUAACAUGCAUGCUCGCUGUCUCGGACGCACCGCCGAUGAUCGUCCGGCUUCGUUGGAGGAAGACAGCAUUGUUAAGCAGGUGUUUGGCGGCCGUCUUAGGAGCCAGCUGCGGUGUUGCAGUUGCGGUCACUGUUCGGACACAUUUGAGCCACUGCUCGAUCUCAGCUUGGAGAUUGAUAACGUGCGCAGUGUCGGAGACGCUCUGGAAUCUUUCACCAAGUUGGAGAGAAUUGAUGAUCCUGAAGUCAGAUUCACCUGUGACGGCUGCAAGGCUCAGGUGUCCAUGGAGAAACAGCUUAAGCUAGACCAAGCACCGCAAGUUCUCGCUCUCCAUCUCAAGAGGUUCAAGAAUGAUGGGAGCUACUCCAACAAGAUCGACGAUUUUGUGGAGUACCCAUUGGAACUGGACCUGAAUCCAUGCCUCAGCUGCCCUGCAAAGGAGGUCCAGUCAAAAUACGAUCUUUAUGCUGUUCUGGUACACGUUGGUUCCGCACUUUCUGGCCAUUACUUCUGCUACAUCCGUUCCUCUCCAAGUACAUGGCAUCAGAUCGAUGACUCGCAGGUGGUCAGUGUUUCUGAAAGCGAUGCGUUAGAGCAACAGGCUUAUGUUUUCUUCUACGUAAGGCGAGGCUCAUCAUGCUGGUUCUCAAACUUCAUGGAGGAAGAGAAGGCACUCGAUGUGCAGGCCGCAACUGGUACUUCCCCAGCAUCUGUUUUGGAACACGCAGAAAGAUACAGUGCUUCGUCUUCGGGUUCUGCGAAUGCUUGCAGCAGUUCAAGAGGAACCCCUGAGAGAAACGAGGAUGCCGGUCCAUGCAACAAUGCGUCUCCUCUCGGCCCGGUACCUGAUGGUUCUCGCGUUGCCAAGAGGCAAGCGUGCCAUGCAAGAACUCCCCCGAGGACAUUCAACCAAUGGCACGGUUAUGAGUCUGAUGAUGAGCCACCGGAAGACGAUGAAGACGACGAUUUGCUUCCGCUGUACGAGAUGGAGUUCAAGGCCACCAAGGGAGCCAGGAAGCCCGCAGCUGCAGGAAGCAUGAACGCGCAAUUUAAUAGACUGGUAAGAAGCAUGCCCAAGUCACGCAGAAAGCGAUUCGUGGACUGCAUCAAUUCGCAGCAAAAUUGUUCGACGAAACGACCACAUAACUCGAGACAGUCCGGCGGCAGGAACAGCAACGGCCUUGGUCAUCGGAGUCCAACAGCAGUGGAACCCUCGACGCCAGCGGACUGUCCUAGCCUCAGCCCUCGUUCUAUCAAGCGAGGCUUGUUCUAA